GGCAGAGCAAUGUGUAAGCAGGACUCAAAGGAAACAGAGCAAUCACAAUCACUGUAAUCUGUUAACAAAUACCUAAUUCAAGAUGAAACCAGAAAAAUAUGAAGCCCAUAGCUCAUUGACUGAUCUAAGCUGUGAGGUGAAAGAAGCAAACAAAGAUCGCAGGGAGCAUUAUUCUGCAGAAUGGCUGGAUACAUCCGUUUUCACCAGACCAGAGGAGAGAUGCACUGCCCGUGAUGCUAAUGUCCAGAGGAAGGAAAGCUUCUCACAACAGGGUCAGACACAUUUCCUGGUCCAGCGUUCUCCAGCCCAGAUCAUGAAAAUGGGCCGCCUAGGUCACCACUUUACCCAGUACCAGUUGCCAUUUCAGCAAAUGCUGCCCUUGCCCAUCUUCAAGCCAGCUGAUCUCACCUUCAAGAUGGACCGCAUGGGAACACCACCUCAGCUGCGCAGCAUGAUUGAAUUUGAGAGGGCUCUCUCAAACCCUGGAAGCGAUGGUAUAUGCCAGAACAAAACCCCAGUAUCACAGAUCACCAAAGAGCUUCCUCCACUGAUGCAGCCAGCACGCAUGGAGUUUGCCAAGCCUGGACUGGCAGAGUCUUUCUGCAGGUCUGUGUCACAGGAGGCUCAAAGAGGUUAGAGCUAUGAUGGAAUGUGACGGCAAAGUUACCAGCUCACCUACUGAAUGUUUUUUUCCUAGAAAGGCCGAAUUAGAAUGCAGUGUGUCUGCAUAUUGUUUGCACUAGUAUGUUACUGAGGUGAUGCCAAACAGCCAUGCAUCCAUUAGUAAAUUAAUGGAAAGUGUAACUGAAAAG
Molecule: messenger RNA, 812 nt
Organism: Nanorana parkeri
Lineage: Eukaryota; Metazoa; Chordata; Amphibia; Anura; Dicroglossidae
Gene: TCAP
Product: titin-cap
Exons: 2
Coding region: 83-637 (184 amino acids)
Biological process (GO): cardiac muscle tissue morphogenesis; sarcomerogenesis; skeletal muscle myosin thick filament assembly
Cellular component (GO): Z disc
Molecular function (GO): protein-macromolecule adaptor activity; titin Z domain binding; titin binding
Source: RefSeq, a predicted model, not a curated record